UUUUUUUUUCAACUUGAAAAUGUCUAGUAGUAUUGAAGAUAAUGAAUUACCAAAAGCAAAUGUGGCAAGAGUUUUAAAAGCAGCUCUUCCACCUGGAACAGCAUUACAAAAAGAUGCAAAGUUAGCUGUUAGUAAAGCUGCCACUGUUUUUAUUAAUUAUAUUUCUUCAGUUGCUAAUGAUGUUGCAAAGGGGGCAAAUCACAAAACAAUUAGUGCGCCUGACGUUUUCAAAGCUUUAGAAAUUGUGGAAUUAGAUCAUUUAGCUCCUGAGCUUAAGGAAUCCUUAACAGUCUUUCAACAAAUAGCGCUAGAAAAGAAGCAAAAGAAGAAAGAAAGAGAUGAAUCGAAAGCUAAAGAAGAUGAGGAGGAGGACGCACAGACAGAGAACUUGACACGAGGACAAAAGCGAUCGCUUGAUGAGGACGAUGAUGAGGACGAUGACGAUGAGGACGAUGUUAUGUCUGUUGAUGUUAAAAAAUUAAGAUCUGAGGAAGAUAAUGAAGUGGAGGAACAAAAUGAAGAAGAAGAGGAAGAUGUGGAUAGAAAUGAUGACGAAGAAUAAUCAUUGACUAUUACCUUUGUAAAUAAUAAUAAAUGAUUUUCUAUUAUUGUAAUUGGGUCUACAAAUGCUUGAUUAUUAUUUACAUAACGUAUAGCAUCAAGUUAUUUGAUAAUAAAGCUUAAUAUUGAUAUC
Messenger RNA from Cokeromyces recurvatus, 694 nucleotides. Its product is annotated as histone-fold-containing protein. Gene Ontology annotation, biological process: DNA damage response; heterochromatin formation; leading strand elongation. The transcript is spliced from 4 exons. Lineage: Eukaryota; Fungi; Mucoromycota; Mucoromycetes; Mucorales; Mucoraceae. The record is from RefSeq and is a predicted model, not a curated record. Gene Ontology annotation, cellular component: CHRAC; epsilon DNA polymerase complex. Gene Ontology annotation, molecular function: chromatin DNA binding; protein heterodimerization activity. The coding region runs from base 20 to 562 and encodes 180 amino acids.